GUUACAUAAAAAUACGUUCUCGUACACUAUUGCUCACGUUUGCUGCCGAUAAGUAUAGUUUAAGUUUAACAUCGAUUACACGAAGCAAUGUCGAUCAACUCAGGCGCCCGAGGAUUCCGCAGAGCACCAUCGUUAAUUCGAAACAGCUUCGAUCAGAUCAAGACCCGGUACGCCGGUUUUCAGUCUCGCAUCGAUUCGAUCACUAUCCCCGAGCGGUACAAAGGGACGAUACUGGAAAAAUGGGCCACUUAUUGGAAGAACCUCGUAAUAGACUACAAGGAGAUGGUCAUCGACACAGGGCGAACGAUGCGCGAUCGCCCGGUACGGAGUGGCGUGUACCUUUCACUACUAGCAUCGGCCACCUACGCCGGUGCGAAAAAUCCCUCUGAGACCGACUUCUACGACCAAUACCGGCGGGCGUACAAUGAGCUUUCCCUCGUACAUCCAACUUGCCAGAAUCCAGUUGCAUCCCAACACAUCACCUUUCUGGAGCGUUGCCACAACGAAGGCAUCAUAAGGCGGCUAUCGUUGGGUGUGGUGUCGUUCAUGUGGCUGGAUAACUACGACCGAGGACUAGCAAUCUAUAAAGCAGUAUGUCCAUACCUCCAACCACGCUAUCUAACCUUCCACCAACGCAUUGUCGACGUUGGCUUCAAUGGCAAAUUUUGGACACUCGAGCGGAAAAUGGUUGACUACGACAUCAAUGAAGAAAACUUAUAAAAUUAGUAGGACAAAUAUAAAACCACUUUUGUU
Messenger RNA from Anopheles coustani, 753 nucleotides. RefSeq names its product mitochondrial import inner membrane translocase subunit Tim29. Lineage: Eukaryota; Metazoa; Arthropoda; Insecta; Diptera; Culicidae. Gene Ontology annotation, cellular component: TIM22 mitochondrial import inner membrane insertion complex. The transcript has a single exon. Gene Ontology annotation, biological process: protein insertion into mitochondrial inner membrane. The record is from RefSeq and is a predicted model, not a curated record. Bases 88 to 720 code for a protein of 210 amino acids.